Molecule: messenger RNA, 1812 nt
Organism: Naegleria fowleri
Lineage: Eukaryota; Heterolobosea; Eutetramitea; Acrasida; Naegleriidae
Exons: 1
Coding region: 1-1812 (603 amino acids)
Source: RefSeq, a predicted model, not a curated record
AUGGCUUAUAAUCAGCAACAACAGUUUUAUUAUGACAGUUACUUUGGUCCUCCAGCAACGUUGUCCUCGGUACCACCACCGACAAGGACGACAACAACAACCUCGUCAUCAUCAUCAUCAUUGGUAGGACUUAACCUCAUCAUGAUCAAUAACAACAACAACAAUAAUAAUAAUAAUAAUAACAUUCAUCAUCUUCAUGGAACCUCUUCAUCUUUCCUUCAACAAAGCAAUAACACUCUCUUAAAUUUUCAGCAACAACCACCAUCUUCUGUGAUGCAUCAAAAUGAGUUUAGUAACAUGAUACUUCAAGGAGGAAUCACGAAUCAAACAAGCAAUUCAAGUCAAGCGCAACAACAACAACUCGAAUUUGCACAAUUAUUACGAAUGUAUUUUGAUCCGAGCACACAUGCUGCAUCUUCAUCCUUUCAAGAUGCACAACUGCAAGAACAACAACCACAAUCACAACCACAACAGCAAGAACAGCAACAACAAGCAAGCACAACGUUGGAUAAUAGUAACCCAGUUGCAGCUGUGCCGUCGUCGUCAUCAUCUUCAAAGAAAAAGAAGAAAACAAAAGAAACAAAACCUAAAAAACCGAAAAAGUAUAUUGUGAGGAACAAAAAAGUGGAAUGCUCUUACAACUUGCAAUUUCAUCAUGUCACACUUAUGGAACCAAUUUCUUCUUCAGAUGCAAAUAUUGAACGAUUGGUAACUAUUACAAAGAUCAAGCUAUCUUCUACGGAUUGGUCACUCUUUGACGAUCCUGUUCCACCAACGUCGAUCUUUGGCGUUGAAACGGAUGUUGAGAAUGAAGCUCUUGAAACAAAAAUUUUGAAACAUCGAAAAACGAUUCGAUUCAAAAUUACCGCAGAUUUGCAGAAUACUCUUUAUUAUGGCCCAAACGAUCCACACAUGUCCAUUUAUGCCUAUUUAUAUGAGACGUCAGAUCCUCCAAAACUUCACCUUUACAGCACAGAGAAUAUGAAAGGAAAGAAGAGUAGAAAUAUUAUCAAGUUUGAUGUCUACAAAAAGAUUAAGAUUGCCUCUCUCAUCACAAAUUUUCAUUUAGGCUUAAUUAUUUUGGAACGAAGAUCAACAAUUGAAAAAACAGCAACUGUUCACAUCCUUAAUAGUGUCAUUAAAUUUGACAAAAUGAUGGACAAUGAAAAGAAGAGAAAAGACACAGACAACAAUACUGAUUCUGCAGAAGAGGAAUCCAGUGAUGACCAGGCUGUAGAAGAGAAGCCCAAACCGAAAAAGACAAAGAAAACGAAAUCCAAGGACUCCCCGACAACAACUCCCACUGAAGAAAUUAACGAGAAUCCUCCUGUCACCACAACUACAGAUCCAUCAUUAAUCAUCUUCAAUGACACUAGCAGCUUUCCAGGUUCGCUUUUAGCACGAGAACCACUCAACACAUCUUUACCAAGUGAAAUUGCAAACUUUAGCCAGAAUUACACGACCGUCAUGGAAUUGUUACAGAGUCCGAAUAAGAAUGCCAUCUUUGAAAUGCUUGAAAUUCUGUUGCUGAAAGCUCGAAUUGCCUCAUCUCCAGAACACUUUUCAAAAGAUCAUGUUGAGGUCGCCAUUUUGUUAGAUUUUCUUGCAAAAAUUGGACCCAGAAUUGCUUCAAAACUGUCAAAUGCCAAUAAUGCUACAAAUUCCAUGAUGGCUUCCACUAAACCACCAUCCUCAAUCAUGCUUUCCAAUACUCAGCAAAAUGCUCCUCCUCCUCCUCCUCCUACGCAAGACUUUUCAAACACUAUCUACACAAUGCCAAGUUUUGAUUUCAAAAGCUAUUUUGAUUUUUAA